UCAACCACUCCUGCAAAUACCAUCUUGCUUUUCCAAAUAUCCCACUUUAGCACCAAUCUUGUAUUUGUAAAACACUAAAAGGAUCAAAGAUCAUGACCAAAUACGCCGCCUUUUCCCUAUCAAUUUUAUUUGUUUUUCUCUUUCAUGGUAUUAACACUUUAGCCCAGCCCACUGCUCCUCCAGUCCCGCCAGCCGUGGCUCCAACCCCGCCAACCUUGGCUCCAGCCAAGUCAGCCACGCCUCCUGCCUCACCCGCCAAGCCUCCAACCCAAUCAGCCAAGGCGCCUGCCCAGUCAGUCCAAGUACCUGUACAAAAAGGUUCUAUUGAUGUCACAAAAAUCCUUGCAAAGGCCCGUGGUUAUUCAGUCUUUAUCCGCCUCUUAAAGAGCACUGGACUUGCUGCACAACUAUACGGACAACUCAACAGUUCAAACAAUGGGUUUACCAUAUUUGCACCUACGGAUACCGCAUUUUCAAAUCUCAAACCAGGCACUAUAAACUCUCUAUCUGACCUACAAAAGACCCAGCUUAUACAAUUUCACAUCUUGAACUCCGUGAUUGGUCUAUCCAACUUCCAAACUCUAAGUAAUCCAGUGCCAACAGAGGCCGGUGACACUAGCGCCGGGGAAUUCCCACUAAAUGUGACUACUGCCGGCAACCAAGUGAACAUCUCGACCGGCCUUGUGAAUACCACAAUGGGUGGUACAAUAUAUUUUGAUAACCAGCUUGCGAUAUAUCGAGUGGACAGUGUGCUUCUUCCACUAGAUGUUUUUUCUCCCAAGUCUAAAAAAGCUGCAGCACCUAAACCAGAAAUGUCAGAAUCAAAUACUACAGCCACUACUGCCGAUAGUCCGUCAGGGGAUGGUGCUGCUGCUGCUUCUGCCGCAGCUUCUGCUGCGGGUGCCGCAGCUUCUGCUGCUGCCGACGCCGCCAAAAUAUUUGCAUCUGAUGCAGUGAGCCACAGCAGGAAGGGAAUGUUGUUACCGGUUGGAAUUGUUGUGGUUGCAUUUUGUAUGGCGAAAGGAACUUGAUGGCGUAAGAGUAUCAGCUUGAUCUUCUUUGCCGGGAUCCAAUUUGUUCUUGAUUUAUCAUUGUUGGGUUGACCAACAUCGAUCGUGGGCUUUUAAAAUAAUUUUGCUUCUUUAAUUUCCUUGUCCCAUGCA
Juglans regia (Persian walnut) is the source of this 1163-nucleotide messenger RNA. RefSeq names its product fasciclin-like arabinogalactan protein 12. The record is from RefSeq and is a predicted model, not a curated record. Lineage: Eukaryota; Viridiplantae; Streptophyta; Magnoliopsida; Fagales; Juglandaceae. Bases 93 to 1031 code for a protein of 312 amino acids. The transcript has a single exon.